This is a messenger RNA of Geosmithia morbida, 480 nucleotides long. RefSeq lists its product as uncharacterized. The transcript has 2 exons. Lineage: Eukaryota; Fungi; Ascomycota; Sordariomycetes; Hypocreales; Bionectriaceae. The record is from RefSeq and is a predicted model, not a curated record. Bases 1 to 480 code for a protein of 159 amino acids.
AUGAACAGCUCCUGGUUGGCAUGCGGCUCCUCCGCGCUGCUCUCCAGCAUCGUCCUGGUCACCCUGGCCGUGGUUCUGGCAAACGCCCACUCCUGCGAUAUGACCACUACCUCGUCUAUGCUGAACUCGACCCUGAGCUGCGCCGUAGGCGUGCAGGAGGGCGACCGUGGCCGCAUUCCUGGACACGUUCAUGCAAGCCAGGCGGAUGAGGACAGAGACGAGCAUCACGCCGGCAAAAGGCACGCCUUUACUCGCCGUCCUCCCCAAGUCAGCCGAGGCCUGACCGUCGCUUGCAAGGCCGAAAAGAAUCCGGGACCCGGUAUAUAUGUCGGCGUUGGCGGCGCUGAUGAUGAAUAUGAGGAGUCCACCGGUGGCAACGUGCGAAAGAACAGGAAUGCCGGCAAGCUGCGUAGCGAUUUCCCGGUAUUCGUCGCAAAGAUCUAUUCGAGAGCAACGAAGCUGCAUUCAUGUUCGAUGUAA